Molecule: messenger RNA, 2688 nt
Organism: Didymosphaeria variabile
Lineage: Eukaryota; Fungi; Ascomycota; Dothideomycetes; Pleosporales; Didymosphaeriaceae
Exons: 10
Coding region: 1-2688 (895 amino acids)
Source: RefSeq, a predicted model, not a curated record
AUGUCAGCAAAGCCUACACGAGGAACGAGACCCCAUUCUUCGCAUGCUUUCAGUCAGAAGCCAGCAAUCGAUGCUCAACGCCUGGCCAGGUUGGCGACCGAAGAAGCAUAUCAGUUUAUUCGGAACCUUCCCUACGAGGGCGAAGAGAAGCAGUAUUUACUCAAUCUGUUGCACACCCGAUUAGAGCCUCCUUGGGACACAGCUAAUCACUGUACUGUCGUCUUGGGGAGGACAGGACAAGGGAAAACGUCCACGAUUAAUUCCGUUACCGGCCACGACCUCGGAAAUGCCAUAGGCGGAACCAGCAGUGUGACAAAUAUCGUAAUGGAGUUCCGUCAGUGCUACAACGGCCAGAAAACACCAUUCCUGGUUCAGAUAUUCCUCUACAGCAAGCCAUAUGUCAUCAAGAUGUUUGAAGAAGGUCUCCUUGAAUACCGCCAGUGGCGGUCCACCCAACCUGAAACCAAUGACGGAGACGACUCCGAUGACGAGGACAUCGAAACUGCAGAAGCUCCUACUCGGCUAACAACCAUGAUCCUCGAUUUGAAAUUCUUGCGGCAGGAACAAGGUUUCUCUGAUCAUGACGCAGCAGAGCAAUUUCUUGAGAGGUUCGAAGACGUUGAGAUCUUGCGUCUCUUCAAGAAAUGGAUUGACCAUCUUUACCGUGCUAUCCAGGGAGGCGAUGCUAUUUCAAGUAAAAUAGAAAAGGGUUACGCUACAGUGGAUGCUGUAAAAAGGUUCAUCGCUCCCUUCGUCCGGAAAGCAUCAGAACCUUUCGCAGAAGGAACUGACGCAGAGUGCUGUCCGUAUCCACUCGUUGAGAAGGUAGUUAUAGCUUCACGUUCGGAGGUCCUAGACAAAGGAAACAUAAUCAAGGAUGCACCUGGGGUCGGUGACACGAACAAAGCAUAUGUCGAUCGAGCUUACAAGGCCCUGAGAGAUGCUGACAAGAUCAUGAUCGUCUCUGAGAUGAAAAGGUGUCUCGCGAAGAACGAGGUCCUUGCGACAAUCAAGACCGCGCUCAAGAGAAGAGGGCCGGGCAAUGUCCUCCUGGAGAUCGAAGAGAAGAUCAAGACUGAAACCCGCAGGCGUUUCACAAGGGAAGAACGUCAAACCUACGCUUCCCUCGAACGACAGAUCGCACAGAUAAAUAAGGAGCUUCAGCGGCUGAAAGAACAAGAAGAAUAUGCGGACGAAUUGACAACUAAGCGAGAGCUAGAGCGCCAGAUAUGGGGGAAGAAAAAAAAGCGGAAUGAGCUUGGGAAUGCUGAAUUCGAACUCCACGUCGUUGCACGGAACCAACAAACGAUAGUAGACUUCCGUGGAAAGCUAUUGUCCAAGAAAAUCUGGAAGAAGAAUUACCCGAAGCUCGUCAUAAUCUGCAUAGACAAUGAAGAGCACAACAAGUAUGCCCAAGGUUUCCUUCCGUGGACCCCUGAUGAAAGAGAUGAAGCUCCACGACUGUCCCAAGAAGCUACUGGCAUUCCGGCCUUGAGAAGAAUCAUUGAAGACUUCCCUGCCGACGGUAGAUGGGCGAUCUUGAAGCAUCACAUCUACGAAACGUGGGAUUGUACAAUGAAUUCGCUCGAAAUGUCCGGUACUGUCAGUAUGGCGCAGAGAAAAGCUGAAGUUGACGAGCAAUUCGCUGGAAGCUGUCAGAGUAUCGUAACGGACAUUGUAGAGCAAUUCCAGGGCCUCAUGGACGGAUACGUAGAGUGUGCAAAGGAUCAUAUGGUGCAAAAGGAGACAUCAUGGACUGAAGGAGGCGUCAGAAAUCAUGCAGAUUUUCAGAAGUCGAUGAAACCUGCUACACAUCAAAGCCUCAUGAAGAAGCAUGGCCUAACCACUACUGCGAUGGGCGAGUUCGACCUCAAUGAGAAGCUCUACGAGGAGCCACGAAAGGUUAUUUUAACCAGCUUGGAUGAUCUGAGCAAGGAAAGGAUUCCGCAAUUCUUCACUGAGCUGAUCCAAGGUAUUCGUGGCACUGUUGAGGGGCUGUUCAACGAAUUUGAGCGUGAGUCGAUCUUGCAAACAGCACACUUCACCGCUUACAAGGCCUUUCAUUUCCUUUUUACUGACAAGCGACUCAUAGAUGGUCCACAAUAUGACUCCGUAGGCCUCAGUGCGAAGGUACAGGCAGGCAUGCGCGUUCGCCAAAGGAGGCUUGAAACCACUUGUAUUGCAGCGCAGAGAGACGCGACUAGAAUCAUCAGGGACAUACAUGAUCGCGCCUUUGAGACACACGGCAAAUACACGUACUUCUACACAGCCUUCAAGCCUGCCUACGACGCAGCAAAUGGGGCCCAGAAGAUAAAGAAGAAGACCCUCCACUAUGCCCGGUGCAAAGCCUUUGAGCAAGCUCUCACAGUCCCCGACGGGCCGUACUACCAGCUCCACACCACGAUAUUCGAAGAGCUGAUCGAACAUCUCGAGAAUCUGAGAGAAAAGCUCAUUCACGACAUCAAGAGUGUACUUGGGGAGAUCCAGCAUGAGAUCAACAUGGCCUGCUCAAGAAAGGAUGAUAACUCGCCCGAAGCGAAGGCGUUCCGACGGGAAGUCAUGGGACAGAAUGACAAACUCAGGGAACUCUUUGCCAACCGCAUUCGGCCAUGUUUGGACGAAGCGGUGAAGAUGUCUAGGGAGCAACGAGCACAAGAGAGGGCCAAUGAGCGGACACUGAUGGUGUAA